CGAAACUAUGAUGAACGAGAAACUGAACAUGGAAUCCUUUGACAAUCUCACUGAGGAAGAGUUUUCUUUGAUGUUCCAGAAGAACCCCAAGAUCUUUGAAGUUCUCCUGGACAUUCACAAGCAACUGCAAGCGCUGUUCACAGAGUCGUUCAAGAAGGCUCAAACUGAGAUCCCUCUCACUGUCAUCUCCAAAUAUUUCAAUGAGGAUUUGGACCAGGCGACCAGUCGAGCUUCGACUGCCCGGAGUGUGGGAAAGAAGUCAGCCAAGACUGAGAGCAGGCCAACUUACAACGCAUAUCGACCGGUGAAAGGCUUCCGAGCGAUCCGACGGCUUUCGAGGGAUGACGACUUGAUCUUCAUGGAGAUGAGGAGGGGGAGAAAUUCUCCCAUGGGAUCAGCAAGGAAAUUCUCCAAGGAUGACAUCUCUAUUGAAGAGGUUAAGCAUCAGCAGAAAAAAUUAACGGAAUGGCUGGAUGAUCGUACAGUACACGACUUUUGACAGAGCAUUGUCAAUGACGAGGGGGUGAGGGUCAUUCUUUACAUUUCAGCGAGGGGUAGGGGUGGAGUAGGUGGGGUAUUCUUUCUUGUAAUAUAAUAGCGUGACUAUGAAA
Molecule: messenger RNA, 611 nt
Organism: Guillardia theta CCMP2712
Lineage: Eukaryota; Cryptophyceae; Pyrenomonadales; Geminigeraceae
Exons: 3
Coding region: 29-499 (156 amino acids)
Source: RefSeq, a predicted model, not a curated record